UUCCUUGUCUGUAAUGGUGUGAGAGUUGUCACUGUGCUUCAACCAGACCUCUCUCUCUUUCUCUCUCCUCCGACAAACCACACCGAACCUGAAAAAGUGAACCAAACUCGGAGAGAGAGAACCAAAGAGAUUUUUCCGAAUUUCCACAUGGAAGACGAAGAGGAAUGAGAAGAAACACAAUGCAAUUUUCCGCAAAGCAAUGCUUGACCUGUGACCUCUGAGUUCUGACCAUUCAUCGUCUCUCUCUGUUGACAUACGUUGUGGUGAGUUUGGGGGCGCCGACGUUGAAGAUCUUGCUCUUCGUCUUGUGAUUCGGCUUUGUACUAGUACCGAUUUUGAAGAUCCAUUACUGACGACGAACGCCUGAGGAACUACUCGUUCUCUUAUAGCAUCGUUGUAAUCGGUGGCGGUGAUCUGAUAUUUCGAAUUGUCUGCCAGGGAUUCCGAGCUUUGCUGAUUUAUAUGGACUGAGUUGGAGAUUAUCGGGGAACUUUGUUUUUGAGCUUUUGAGUUUUUUUGGGGAGUUCAAGUUUGAUUGAGAGUUUUGAGAGGCAAUUAUGUCUUCGUGGGAAACGCUUGGGGAUAUAGCCAAUGUGGCCCAGCUUACGGGCCUUGAUGCAGUUCGUUUGAUUUCCAUGAUAGUGAAAUCUGCGAGCACUGCACGAAUGCACAAAAAGAACUGCAGGCAAUUUGCUCAGCACCUGAAGUUGAUUGGAAACCUGCUCGAGCAGCUCAAGAUCACGGAGCUUAAGAGGUAUCCUGAGACUCGGGAGCCUCUGGAGCAGCUUGAAGAUGCUUUAAGAAGGUCGUAUAUAUUGGUCAACAGCUGCCAGGACCGCAGCUUUCUCUAUCUGCUUGCAAUGGGAUGGAACAUUGUGUACCAAUUCCGGAAGGCCCAGAAUGAAAUUGACAGAUAUCUGCGCCUUGUUCCUCUGAUUACCCUCGUUGACAAUGCUCGAGUCAGGGAGAGACUGGAAGACAUUGAAAAGGAUCAGUGUGAAUAUACUUUGGAUGAUGAUGACAAAAGGAUUCAGGAUGUAAUUCUUAACCCGGAACCUUCGAAAGAAGAAGCAAUGGUGUUGAAGAAAACUCUUUCUUGUUCUUAUCCAAACUUGCCGUUUAACAAGGCACUACAAAAAGAAAGCGAAAAGCUUCAGGUAGAACUACAACGGUCUCAAGCUAAUCUGAAUGUGGGUGAAUGUGAGGUUAUCCAACGUUUGAUAGAUGUCACUGAGUCUGUAGCUGCAACUUCUCUUCCUGAGAAGAAUUCACCUGAAAAAUCCCAUAAAGUAGUGGAAAAUACGUAUGUAGAUGACAACAAUGGACCUUCAUCUGAUGGAAGUUUCUAUAAGAAUACUGAUGCUCGGACAACCUCAAGAAAGAGUUCUGUUUCAUCAGGACGUGAUCUGCUCUCAACUAGAGGUUCUGAUCGGUAUGGUGAAUGGCACACUGACUUACUCGAUUGUUGUUCAGAGCCUUCUCUGUGUCUCAAGACUUUUUUCUACCCUUGUGGGACAUUUUCAAGGAUUGCUACUGUUGCAACUAAUAGGGAUACAUCACCAGCAGAAGCAUGUAAUGAUUUGAUGGCAUAUACAUUGAUACUAUCGUGCUGUUGCUAUACUUGCUGUGUUAGAAGAAAGCUUCGCAAGAUGCUAAACAUCACGGGGGGUUUCGUUGACGACUUUCUCUCUCAUGUUAUGUGCUGCUGCUGCGCCCUUGUCCAAGAAUGGCGAGAAGUCGAGAUACGCGGGGUUUACGGACCUGAAAAGACUAGAACAAGCCCUCCACCCUCCCAAUACAUGGAAUCCUAAAGUACAGUCAAGACGCAUAUUCAACGGUUCGUUCGUAGUCUCCUAAUAGUUUCGAUUCGUGAUAGAGUUAUGUAAUGGAUACAGGUAACUCUAGUUGGCAUGUAACUGGAAGAGCAUACAUUGGCAUGUUUUUAUGUUAUUACUCAUUACACACCCCCUUACCUAUUGUAUAGAUUUGUUCUUAAAUCUUUUACAGUGUUUCUAGUUGAUUGUGCUGAGUUCAGCAGUAGAUUUUGACCAAAGUUCACAAUUGCAUAUCAAUGGGGCCUGCUAGUUCCCUUCAGCUUA
Messenger RNA from Cucurbita pepo subsp. pepo (vegetable marrow), 2099 nucleotides. Its product is annotated as cell number regulator 13. The record is from RefSeq and is a predicted model, not a curated record. Lineage: Eukaryota; Viridiplantae; Streptophyta; Magnoliopsida; Cucurbitales; Cucurbitaceae. Gene Ontology annotation, biological process: cell surface receptor signaling pathway.